GCAGCUGGCCCGGGGCGGGUGCUGCUGAGAGCUGUCAGCCCGCUGUGCGAUGGAAACCACUUCAAGCCGGGGCUGGCUUCUAGCACCGAUGGAAGAAGAGAAUUUAUCCAAAGAUUAAAACUUGAAGCAACACUGAAUGUGCAUGAUGGCUGUGUGAAUACAAUUUGCUGGAAUGAUACAGGAGAAUAUAUUUUAUCGGGUUCAGAUGAUACCAACCUGGUAAUUAGCAAUCCCUACAAUAGAAAGGUUUUAACAACCAUUCGUUCAGGACACAGGGCAAAUAUUUUUAGUGCAAAAUUCUUACCUUGCACCAAUGACAAGCAGAUUGUGUCCUGUUCUGGAGAUGGAGUAAUUUUUUUUACUAACAUUGAGCAAGAUGCUGAGACCAACAGACAAUGCCAAUUCACGUGCCACUAUGGAACUACCUAUGAGAUUAUGACCGUACCAAAUGACCCCUAUACUUUCCUCUCUUGCGGUGAGGAUGGCACGGUCAGGUGGUUUGAUACUCGAAUCAAAACAAGCUGCACAAAAGAAGAUUGUAAAGAUGAUAUUUUAAUAAACUGCCGACGUGCUGCAACCUCUGUAGCUAUCUGUCCUCCAGUACCAUAUUAUCUUGCAGUGGGCUGUUCUGAUAGCUCUGUAAGAAUAUAUGACCGGCGAAUGCUUGGCACAAGAGCAACAGGUAAUUAUGCAGGUCGGGGCACUACAGGAAUGGUUGCACGAUUUGUUCCUCCCCACCUCAAUAACAAAUCCUGCAGGGUAACAUCUCUGUGCUACAGUGAAGAUGGGCAGGAGAUCCUUGUUAGCUAUUCUUCAGAUUACAUAUACUUGUUUGACCCUAAGGAUGAUACAGCACGAGAACUUAAGGUUCCUUCUGGAGAAGAAAGAAGAGAAGAAUUACGGCAACCUCCCGUUAAACGUUUGAGACUAAGAGGGGAUUGGUCAGAUACAGGACCACGAGCAAGGCCUGAGAGUGAACGAGAAAGAGAUGGGGAGCAAAGUCCUAAUGUCUCACUGAUGCAAAGGAUGUCAGAUAUGCUAUCAAGAUGGUUUGAAGAAGCUAGUGAAGUUGCACAGAGCAACCGAGGACGCGGAAGAUCUCGAUCUCGAGGUGGAAGCAGCCGACCAGAUGCCUCCAUUACUAGCAACAUACCACCAAGUGUUGAACCAGAGACUCCAAUGGAAGUGGAUGGUCAUGAACAGGUUCUAUCCUCUUCAUCCUCUACAAUGUCAGCACAAGCUCCCUCAACAUCUUCCUCAGUGGAAAGCCCACCUUCCACAUCUUUGCUAUCCUCGCCUGACAGUGAACAAAGACCAUCUUUGGAGGCCUCUAGUCAUCCUACUCUCCAUCAGUCUGAAUUAAUGGCACCUGAGUUAGCUAUACUCCGUAGGGGUCUGCAGCGGCUGAGGCUUAAGAAGGCUGAACAACAGAGACAGCGAGAGCUAGCUGAGGGUUCAGCACCACAGUCCUCCUCCUCUGAUCAGUCUUCCCCUAAGGGCUCCUCACAGGACCCUCAGACUUCAGACAGUGGAAAGCAGAGCCCACGAGCAGGCACAGGUGAACCUGUUUUAAGUUUGCACUACAGUACAGAAGGAACAACUACAAGCACAAUUAAACUGGACUUCACAGAUGAGUGGAGCAGCACAACUUCAAGUUCUAGAGGGAGUGGAAGUCAUUGCAAACCUGAAGGCCAGGAAGAAGCUGUAAGAACACAAAGCUCAGAGCAGCCAACACCAGAAAAUGAAGAAACAAGAGUCCCUAAAGAAUUGCAUGAGAAAGUCACAAGUGCGGAAGAGGUGAAAACUGUAGAUGAAGCUGUAGAGAGAACAGAUACAGCUGUAUCAGAUAAGUAUAUAUCAGAGCAUCCUGGAACCAGCACAGAAGGAGAAAGUGAUCCCAAUCUUGACAGUGUCUGUAGGAAUCCAGAAGAAGGAUCUUCAAGUGAAAGAAGCAAAGAACAGGAGAGUUCAAGUCAACAACAUACAGAAUCCACUGCCAACCCAGUUAAUACAAACCAUGAACUUCAGCCACAGCCAGACUCUUCAGGGCUUGCAGCUCAUGAAGAAUCAUCCACCAGAAGCACUGCUUUCCAAGAAACUGAUGAUAGUGAUGAUGACCCUGUCUUGAUACCUGGUGCAAGGUAUCGAGGAGGACCAGGACACAGAUUUAAUAUCAGAGGAACAGCAAUAGGUGAUAGAAUAAUGAGGCGAUCUGCUGUUGCUCGGAUUCAGGAACUCUUCAGAAGAAGAAAAGAAAGGAAAGAGAUGGAAGAAUUGGAAACCCUGAAUAUUAGACGACCUUUAAUAAAGAUGGUUUAUAAGGGUCAUCGGAACUCCAGGACAAUGAUAAAGGAAGCCAAUUUCUGGGGCUCUAACUUUGUAAUGAGUGGUUCAGAUUGUGGCCAUAUCUUCAUCUGGGAUCGGCAUACUGCUGAGCAUCUGAUGCUGCUGGAAGCUGAUAAUCAUGUGGUGAAUUGUCUACAGCCACAUCCAUUUGACCCAAUUCUUGCCUCGUCAGGUAUUGAUUAUGAUAUAAAAAUCUGGUCACCACUAGAAGAGUCCAGGAUUUUUAACCGAAAACUUGCCGAUGAAGUUAUAACUCGUAAUGAAUUAAUGCUGGAAGAGACCAGAAACACAAUUACUGUUCCUGCUUCUUUCAUGUUACGAAUGCUGGCAUCGCUGAAUCACAUAAGAGCAGACCGAUUGGAGGGUGACAGAUCAGAAGGGUCUGGUCAGGAGAAUGAAAAUGAAGAUGAAGAGUAACUGGCUCUUCUAUGCGAGCACCUAGACAUUACGGAAUUUAUAUAAGACAUUAAUUAUAUUUUUCCUUACAGAGCUUUAGUGCAAUUUUAAGGUUUUGCUUUUGGAUAACCUAACAUUUUGUUUCUGAAUGACUGUGUGCAUGACUUUGGGAGUGUGUGCAAGUAAAAAUAAGCAGAAAUGUUUUUAAAACGUUUUGCCAUGUCUGAGGGGUGCUAGAAGAUGCAAAGUGCAAUAUUUUCCUUAACCUGCAAACAUGGGAGCUUGGAUCAAUGUUUAAAAAGAACUUUCAUUAGAGCAAAAACAUUGGUUCAAAUAAAUUUCUAUACCUGCUAUUUGCAUGUUUGUUGCUUUCUAAUUAAAAGAUUUGGUUGUUUUAAAAUU
Pelodiscus sinensis (Chinese soft-shelled turtle) is the source of this 3144-nucleotide messenger RNA. It is a transcript of the gene DCAF6, whose product is annotated as DDB1 and CUL4 associated factor 6. NCBI's taxonomy places the organism in Eukaryota, Metazoa, Chordata, Testudines, Trionychidae. Gene Ontology annotation, molecular function: protein binding. Gene Ontology annotation, biological process: positive regulation of transcription by RNA polymerase II. Gene Ontology annotation, cellular component: Cul4-RING E3 ubiquitin ligase complex; cytoplasm. The record is from RefSeq and is a predicted model, not a curated record.